AUGACUUCUAUCGGAACGGGCUACGAUCUUUCCAACAGUGUUUUCUCACCAGAUGGAAGAAACUUCCAAGUCGAGUAUGCGUUGAAAGCCGCUGAAAAUGGAGCGACUGCGGUCGGUAUCAAAUGCAAAGACGGUGUAGUAUUUGCUGUGGAAAAGUUGAUCACAUCAAAACUGCUGGUUCCCGGCAAAAACCGUAAGAUCCAAACUAUAGACCGCCACAUUGGGUGCUCCUAUUCCGGGCUGAUGCCUGAUGGAAGACAUCUGGUCGACAGAGCGCGUGAAGAAUCACAGAGUUUCAGAAAGACAUAUGGCAGCCCUAUACCACUAUCGGCCUUAGCCGACAGACUGGGACAAUACGUGCAAGCACACACACUCUACAACAGUGUAAGGCCAUUUGGAAUUACUGCGAUAUUUGGUGGUGUUGACGAGAAAGGAGCGCAUCUUUAUAUGCUUGAGCCCAGCGGGACUUAUUGGGGUUACAAGGGUGCAGCUACGGGAAAAGGCAGACAAUCUGCUAAAGCAGAAUUGGAAAAAAUUUUGGUAUCAAAACCCGACCUCGAUGCUAGGGAGGCUGUUAAGGAGGCUGCCAGAAUUGUUUUCCUAGCCCACGAUGACAAUAAGGAAAAGGAUUUCGAACUAGAAGUGAGUUGGUGCUCAGAGUCCGAAACAAACGGUCUUCAUAAACCAGUACCUCAGGAUUUACUGGAAGAAGCGAUCAACUUUGCCAAGGCUGAUAAUGGCGACAGCUCCGACAGUGAAGACUCCAGUGAUGACGACGGCAACGAAAACAAGAACGAAAAGGAAGAUGCCGAAGGUGACGUACAAAUAGAGUAG
Molecule: messenger RNA, 834 nt
Organism: Lachancea sp. 'fantastica'
Lineage: Eukaryota; Fungi; Ascomycota; Saccharomycetes; Saccharomycetales; Saccharomycetaceae
Source: the annotation of a GenBank genome assembly